ACUAUAGAGUCAACGCAGACUGGGGGUCGGUUGGGAGGGGCCAUGGCAUAUAAGGGGCAGUGGGGGAAAAGCCCCAGUUGUGCGUAAACGCGUGAAAAUCAUGCGUAAGUGUGGCUGUGGUGAGUUUGGAGUGAGUCUUUUCCUUCCUCCGCUGAGCCCUAAUAUGGAGUUAGGGGCUUAUAAAUACCACCUAAAUUGUUCUCCAUACAAACUGGAUCGCGCAAGAACUUAAAGGGACACACAGCCGAUAUUCCAACAUGAACGUUGUAGCGGGGUUGUCUGUGUUGGUGCUGGUUUUCCUCCUGGGGAAAGCUGAGAGGACAGAGCGGAGUAGCGGCUACUGCUUCGGGAAUGCGUGCUUCACCCUGUUCCGGGAUCCCAGCACUUUCGCGUCAGCGGAGACGCUCUGCGGAGACCACGGCGGUCACCUGAUGACGGUGCGCACCUCCGUGUCAAACGACGUCGUCUCCGUGCUGCUGGGGAACGUGACCGGGAGCUUCUGGAUCGGUUUGCACCGCCCGAGCGGCUGCCCGGACCCCUCGCAGGAGCUCCGCGGCUUCCGCUGGGUGACCAAAGACGCGGGGAACGACUUCACCAACUGGCUGCCGGGCUCCGACAGCAGCUGCUCCGCUGCCCGCUGCGUCUCCGUGAGCAGAGAGGAGAAGUUCAAAUGGAGCCAGGCACCGUGCGACCAGCCCGCCGCGGGCUUCCUCUGUGAGUACAGCUUCACGGAGCCCUGCGCUAAUCUGUCAUACGAACCGCACGAGUCGGUCAUCUACUGGACUCCCUACGGGGUCGAGGUGGAGGAUAUGCUGUCCUCCACUCUGCCGCCUGGAACCGUCGCCACCCGCUUCCCAUCUAAGACCAAAUACAUCUGCUCGUUCAGCCAGUGGCUGCGAGCGCCCUGGAGCUGCGAGAUCCACGAAGGCGGGUGUGAGCACCUGUGCGCCGUGGACAGCCGCAACGCGCCCCUCUGCUACUGCCCGCCCGGCCACACCGUCGACCCGGUGAACAGCGUCUCGUGCACGGCGGGGGGAGCGGACGACCCGUGCGCGGCGCUGCGCUGCCAGCAGAGCUGCCUCGCGGACGGGUCCCGGCACCGGUGCGCGUGCGAGCACGGCCUGCGGCUGGCCGAAGACGGCCGGUCCUGCGUGGACGUCGACGAGUGCGCGGACGAGCGGCAGUGUCCCGGGGAGAACUUCAAGUGCGUGAACACGGCGCUCAGCUACAGGUGCGUCUGCGAAGAGGGCUACCGGCUGGUCGAUGGCGCGUGCGUGGACACGGACGAGUGCGUGCUCGCGCCGUGCGAGCAGCACUGCGUCAACACGGCCGGCGGCUACGUGUGCUCCUGCUACGAGGGGUACCGGGUGGACGAAAAGGAGCCGAGCAAAUGCAAACUGCACUGCGGGCGGGAGGAGUGCCUGGCGGUGUGUGACCCCCACGACAGGUUCCAGUGCUUCUGCCCGGACGGCUACUUGGCGGAGGAGAGGAAAGACAGCACCGUCUGCAUAGAAAUUAACGAGUGCGAAUAUUCUUCUUGCGACCAGGAGUGCCGUAACACGUACGGCAGCUACGUGUGCUCCUGCCUUCCAGGGUUCAAGCUAGUCGACGAGUACAAAUGCGUGGAGUCCGGCGGCGAGGUCACGGACAGUUCGCCAGCGACCUCCACGCCGAGCAUCCCCACGUCACCCGGCGUCCCACAACCCGAGCCGACCCGGCGGCCCUCGGCGGUGACGCCCGGGGGCCUGGUGGGGAUCAUAGUGUGCACGGUUCUCCUGGUGGUGCUGGCCGUGUUCGCGGCUCACCUGGGACUCCUCCGCAGAGGGAGGAAGGAGAGCGCCGCGGGUGAGCUCAAAGGUGCCACGGAGGAGGAGGAGGAGGAGGAGAGCCACGGCUUGCAGAGACUGAGCGACAGCCACCGGGACAAGGUGGUGUAGAGGCGGCUUGAAACGAGACGUGUGAAUGUAGGAGCCGAGCUGUCGGAAGGGACUAAUGUGAACUGUCGCCCCGAGGCUGAAGUCUGGGGAGGAUGUAGCACAGCCAUGCGCAACAGCAGCAAUAGGAAAAGAAACAGUGAAGAAACAACGGUUU
Fundulus heteroclitus (mummichog) is the source of this 2091-nucleotide messenger RNA. RefSeq names its product thrombomodulin. Gene Ontology annotation, biological process: cell migration. Gene Ontology annotation, cellular component: membrane; extracellular matrix; external side of plasma membrane. The transcript has a single exon. The coding region runs from base 258 to 1937 and encodes 559 amino acids. NCBI's taxonomy places the organism in Eukaryota, Metazoa, Chordata, Actinopteri, Cyprinodontiformes, Fundulidae. Gene Ontology annotation, molecular function: extracellular matrix binding; transmembrane signaling receptor activity; calcium ion binding. The record is from RefSeq and is a predicted model, not a curated record.